AGCCCCAGCUCUAAACCCGGCGGCUCAGCGGGCGCACCAUGGCACUGGAGUAGCGCGGGGAGCGCGCCCGGAGCCCCGCGGCCCGCUGCGCCCCGCCCGGGACCCCGCUGCGCCGCGCGCCCCCCCCGCGGCCCGCGGGGCCGCCCCUGCACCCCCACCCCCUCCCCCGCCUGCCGCCGCCGCCACCGCCACCGCCGCCGCCGCCUCCUCCCCGCGGCUCCGUCUGCAGCAGCCGCCGCCGCCGGGUUCCGGGACUGACAAGCAGGUGACAGAGGAGCCGGCGCGCGUGGCUGCAAGUGUCCGGGAGAGCGCGGCGCGGGCUGCAGCCGCCCCGGCCCGCCCGCACGACGCCGGGGCCCGGGGCCAGCGCGUCGCCGCUCCACGAUCGCCGGGGGCCGGCGCAACCCCUGCCCUGCGGGGGCCGCGCCUCCCCGGUUCCAGGGCCGCGGCGGCGGAGAGCGGGUGGACGGGCCGGCGGGCGAGCAGCCCGGCCGGCGGGGUCCGCAGCGCGCCCCGCGUCCCAUGGAUAUAGCAACAGGUCCCGAGUCGCUGGAGAGGUGCUUCCCUCGCGGGCAGACGGACUGCGCCAAGAUGUUGGACGGCAUCAAGAUGGAGGAGCACGCCCUGCGCCCCGGGCCCGCCACUCUGGGGGUGCUGCUGGGCUCCGACUGCCCGCAUCCCGCCGUCUGCGAGGGCUGCCAGCGGCCCAUCUCCGACCGCUUCCUGAUGCGAGUCAACGAGUCGUCCUGGCACGAGGAGUGUUUGCAGUGCGCGGCGUGUCAGCAAGCCCUCACCACCAGCUGCUACUUCCGGGAUCGGAAACUGUACUGCAAACAAGACUACCAACAGCUCUUCGCGGCCAAGUGCAGCGGCUGCAUGGAGAAGAUCGCCCCCACCGAGUUCGUGAUGCGGGCGCUGGAGUGCGUGUACCACCUGGGCUGCUUCUGCUGCUGCGUGUGUGAACGGCAGCUACGCAAGGGCGACGAAUUCGUGCUCAAGGAGGGCCAGCUGCUGUGCAAGGGUGACUACGAGAAGGAGAAGGACCUGCUCAGCUCCGUGAGCCCCGACGAGUCCGACUCCGUGAAGAGCGAGGAUGAAGAUGGGGACAUGAAGCCGGCCAAGGGGCAGGGCAGUCAGAGCAAGGGCAGCGGGGAUGACGGGAAGGACCCGCGGAGGCCCAAGCGACCCCGGACCAUCCUCACCACGCAGCAGCGAAGAGCCUUCAAGGCCUCCUUCGAGGUCUCGUCGAAGCCUUGCCGAAAGGUCCGAGAGACACUGGCAGCUGAGACGGGCCUCAGUGUGCGCGUGGUCCAGGUCUGGUUUCAGAACCAAAGAGCAAAGAUGAAGAAGCUGGCGCGGCGGCACCAGCAGCAGCAGGAGCAGCAGAACUCCCAGCGGCUGGGCCAGGGUGAGCCGGGGCCGGGGCAGGGCCUGGGCCAGGAGGUCCUGUCCAGCCGCAUGGAGGGCAUGAUGGCUUCCUACACGCCGCUGGCCCCACCACAGCAGCAGAUCGUGGCCAUGGAACAGAGCCCCUACGGCAGCAGCGACCCCUUCCAGCAGGGCCUCACGCCGCCCCAAAUGCCAGGGAACGACUCCAUCUUCCAUGACAUCGACAGCGAUACCUCCUUAACCAGCCUCAGCGACUGCUUCCUCGGCUCCUCAGACGUGGGCUCCCUGCAGGCCCGCGUGGGGAACCCCAUCGACCGGCUCUACUCCAUGCAGAGUUCCUACUUCGCCUCCUGAGAGCCAGCCAGGCGCACGGACGCUUGGGCAGGGGCCUGGGGGGGACUGCCAGCCUCUGCGGCCAGCCUGGCCACCCCCGCCCUGCUCUCCGCACAGACUACAGACAGCCAUACGGUGCCCUCCCCUCGGCCAGCUGGGCCUGACCACUGUGCCCGUUGGGUACAGCCAGACCGGUAGAUGGGCACAGCCUGGGCAGGGGCUGUGUCCUGCCCACAGAGACCUUGUCAUCCCCAGGGACCCAGAGCUCUCGGACGGCCACUCGCCUCCCAGCCCCACCUCGGCCUCCAUCGCCUCCUCCCCAUCUCUUUUUUGGGAAGCUUAAAUUCUCUCUAUUUUUUUAAAUGUCCUCUCUGUGUCCAUGGCCCUCCAUGCAAGCCCCAGGACAAUGGUGUCAUGAGGCGGUGACCUGAGAAGCGUGUGUACCUGUGCCCCAGCAAGGGCAGGGGUGGCCUCUGGGGGCAGGCCCACUGCCUGGAACCGCACACCCCUCAGCCUGAGUCUGGAGCAGCAGUGGAGAGGGGCCUGAGGGGAGGCACUGUCAGGAGGCGGGCUCGGAGCCUGAGCCUGGGCAGGCGCAAAGGGACAGAGAGGCACGUGCAGACACAUGCACACUUGCAGACAAACCCACGCAAACACACACACAGCUGUAUGGGGACACCAGAAGGGACAGGGAUGCUCAGCGGGUCUGUCCUGCCUUGUCAGAAAGAGAAAAGGAGGCCAGGCAGGGGACCCCCCAGUUCUUAAGAGCGAUUGGAAAGGGAGGAAGGGGAGAGGAAGAGGCGAACUUGAAGCAUCGGACCCAGUUGUAUCCCAGCCUGGGCCCAAAUGGGGGCAGCCUGGGCAGGGAGGGCAGCCCCAGGCCCCACCAACUCUAGAGGCAGAUGGAGCCCCCAGAACCAGGUAGCAUCAGACCAGACAACAGAGCCUCCAGGGGUCAGGGACUUCAGAAGCACCUGCUGGGCACCCCAUCUGCAAUGUGGUCCUCUCCCCAGCCACCUCUGCCUCCCCUCACAUACCUCCAGUGACAAGGAGCUCACUAGGUCAGCGAGCCCACAGCAGCUGUGCUGUCCUGCAUCCCAGAGCCAGGCUUCCCCAGCUCUCCCUCUUAACACUGUCCCCCAGCAGGCCUCCGGCUGUCCCUCUAAAGGUGUGGGGCAGGUAUCACUUCACCUUCCCACUGAUGUCAGCCGGCCAGAAGUGAGCAGGCACAUCACCUCUCCUGCUGUGGCACCCUUCCUCUGUUAAUUUGGCCCAAAAGACAAUGAUUUGGCCACAUGACCUUAGAGAUUCACCCUGCCCUGCUGUAGCUAAAUCCCUGGGCCCCACACGCAAGUGACAGCUAAGCCACAUCUGUUUUCUGUGUAUAUGCAGGAUGGGGGCACCUACUGUUUUGUUUUGUUUUGUUUUGUUUUGUUUUGUUUUGUUUUGUUUUGUUUUGUUUGAGACGGAGUUUCGCUCUUGUUGCCCAGGCUGGAGUGCAAUGGCGCGAUCUCGGCUCACCACAACCUCCGCCUCCCAGGUUCAAGUGAUUCUGAUGCCUCAGCCUCCCUAGUAGCUGAGAUUACAGGCAUGCGCCACCACACCCAGCUAAUUUUGUAUUUUUAGUAGCAACGGGGUUUCUCCAUGUUGGUCAGGCUGGUCUCCAACCCCCGACCUCAGGUGAUCCGCCUGCCUCGGCCUCCCAAAGUGCUGGGAUUACAGGCGUGAGCCACCGCACCCAGUCUGCACUUACUGUUUAGACUGAAUGAGGGACCGUGACCUCUUUCCUUUUCCAUUCCUUCUUACUCGAUUCAUUCCAGCCUGUGGAAUUUCUCUGCACCCUGAUUCAGUGACCACUGCUCUCCUCUCUCCCAGCACAUCUGCCCAGUGAGGAGUUGGCCCUGGGUCUCACCUGAGGUGUGUGGACCGGGCUGGCCUCUCCCUGUUUGACAUUGGCCCAUUAAUGCAUCCUCUUUGGGGGACACAUUCCAAUUGCAUUUCCUGCCCCCUUCUCCCAGGGCAAUUGCAGAAGAUUGUGUCAGGCGCCCUGCUGGAAGUCAGGUGCACUAGAUCCAUCCCCAGCCCCAGUCUGCUCAACUCUAUCCCUGUCAGAGCAAGGAGGCUGGGCUGCUGGGGCCUGACUGGUGAGCCCACCCUGUCCCCUGGUGAUCACUGUGUCCCCUUGUUCAGGUGCUCACAACCCUACCUUUAACUCUGAGGUCAAGCCCUAGGCCACCACCCUAAAGUCUGCCUGGUCCAACCUUUGAGCAAGUAAGGAUAAUGAAUGUCCCUUUUCCACCUUUGGGGCCCUCUGCCUGGAUCUCUGGAAUCCUCUAAGUUCAACCUGUUCUGUGGUUUUGCUCCCGUUUGCUGGGAAAUUCAGUCCCCCCAGAAUGUCCUGGGCCAACCUCCUUGCCUGACAUGUGGCCUCGUGUCACCCAUUGGGCCCCAGCAGCCAGCUAGCCCUUCUGCAGCUCUUCUUACAAACAGAGCCUCUCCAAGGACCUCAGUUGAUGUUCUGGUCCUUCUGCCGCCUCAGCCCACCAGGGUCCGUGCCACCAUGGGUCUCUUGAGCAGCAGCUGCACUGGCUUCUGGAGAGACACCCCUCUUUCUCCUUUUGCACAUGCACCAUCUGAAUCGUGCCAGGGACAUCCUGGGCAGAUUCAGGGGCAGAUGCCCUAUCCCCCAGGAGACCUGGCCCUUCUCUCUCAGACCCAAUAAGUUGGAAGGGACGUCAGAAGCGGUCAUCUCAUCUGCCCCUUAUUUUAUAGUUGGAAACCCUGAGGCAAGAGAGGGAAAGAGGCCUGUCCAAGGUCCGGGUUAGUGACAGAGCUGAGCUGAGAACAGGGACGUUGUGCCCCACUGUCCCCUGUGGUUUGUGAAUGACCUCCAGGUCAGGGGGUCACAACUUGUUCUUAGUAAACUUGCCAGCUGUUGGGGUCACAUAUUCCCAUUCUGGGGCCUCACAAACCCCCGAAUCCAGCCGGGACCCCAUGCCAGGAGCUGGUCUAGGGACAGCAUGCUUGUGACCCACAGACUGUUAAAGCCAGAAGGGACCUCAGAGAGUCCCUUAUGCUGGAGGCGCCCUGUCAGCCGUGGCUAGGGGCCCCUUGCUCUAUGCUGUGCCUUGCUGCCCACAGGCUCCCAGACACCAGUGCCCACUCUGCCCAGCCCCGGACUGGGUGUGGCUCGCAGAUGAACAAGAUGCAGGGCCUGCCUUGAGGGGUGUCUCCUAGAAGGAAAGCCAGACUCUCCGGCCCAGCCAGAGAGUCCAGACAUGGCAGGGACCCGUUUCUCAGAUGAGGAGCCUGAGGCUCAGAGAAGGGAGGCGAUGUGUUCAGGGCCACCCAGCAGAAGCCUGUGGGGCUGGGCAACCUUCUCCCACUUUAUGGGAGGAGCUGCAGCCUUGGCUGGGAGCUGGGCGGGGAGUAGCCAGGACCACCCCUUGCCCGUGCCGUGACAUGGAACCUUCAUCACUAAGGGGGCUGGAGUGGGAAGAGGGAGAUAACUGUGUGGUCUCCAGAGCAAAAGAGAAUGAGAGGUGGGCAGGGGGAGUCUUGGCAAAAGACCAAGUUCCACUUCCCUGCUGGGGAAGUCAAGGCUCAGAAAGAGGAAAUAAUUGCCCCAGGUAACACAGGGCAGAGGAGGGACAAAAAGCUGGGCAUGGCCCCAGCCAGAGCCUCAUCUGCCUACUCCGUGAAGCCUCCCAGGUACUCUGCUAUCCUGGGAAACGCACAGGGAGGCCACACAGAGACACUGCUCACAAGAGUCAGACCAAGGUGCCAGCACAGCCUGGAAAGAGCUCAGAAAGGGGGUUGGUGCACGUGGCUGGGCAUCUUAGGAGGCUUCCUGAGGGUGGGUAAAGGUGGGAAGGCCCUGGCGCUGCAUCAGAUGAGCAGGGCCUGGCAGGGACAAGCCUCUUCUCCUUUGGGAAGCCCUGCAGCCUCCUAGCAAGAGGCUGAUUCCCCACUCUGCCCCCAUCUGAAUGUCCUUUUCAUGUUGCACGCAGGGAACCUCAGGAAGGAGGAUUGCCUGAUGCCUGCCUGGCUCCAUCCUUGAGCUCUGGGCACCACCUAGGGUGAGGGAGAGCCUGCAGCUCUGGGGCUAAGUCUGCCCUGGGGGGAAAGGGCUCCACGCUCACACGCACGCGCUCGCACACACACACUCACACCUGGACGCACACGGAGGCUUGCGGACCCAUACUCACAGGCACAUGUGGCCUGGGGACUGGGGGAGCAGGAAAGACCCCUCCAACAUUUGGCCCUUGGAAGGCACCAUUGCCAAUGAGCCUCUUUGCUGGUUCCCCCGACCCCACCUGGGGGUCCCAUGGGAGCCCAGCCCAGCCAGGUGUGGGGAUGGGCCACCGGCCAUUCCUGUUUUCCUUGUACAGACAGAUUCUCACUACCCACCCGCCAUCCCCAGACACAUUUUAUUUAAUAACUUGUCAUUGUUAAAUUAUUUAUUAGCGUUUACCACACCACCACCCCCACCCUGCCCUCCACUCUCACCUUCCACCUCUUCCCACAACAGCAGAAAAUGGAAACAACAACAAAAAAAGAUGAGACAUCAGUAUAUUUGUAAAUAAACCGACCUGUACACUC
Molecule: messenger RNA, 6324 nt
Organism: Homo sapiens (human)
Lineage: Eukaryota; Metazoa; Chordata; Mammalia; Primates; Hominidae
Gene: LMX1B
Product: LIM homeobox transcription factor 1 beta
Exons: 8
Coding region: 523-1743 (406 amino acids)
Biological process (GO): regulation of DNA-templated transcription
Cellular component (GO): nucleus
Molecular function (GO): DNA-binding transcription factor activity, RNA polymerase II-specific; DNA binding; sequence-specific DNA binding
Source: RefSeq, marked reviewed